This is a messenger RNA of Miscanthus lutarioriparius, 3984 nucleotides long. The record is from the annotation of a GenBank genome assembly. Lineage: Eukaryota; Viridiplantae; Streptophyta; Magnoliopsida; Poales; Poaceae.
AUGACCGAGGUGCGUGAGCUGACCUAUGAUAUAGAGGACAGCAUCGACGACAUGAUGGCCCCGCCGGCACGGGCCACCAGAUCUGGCGCCAACAGGAACAGCCGCUGGCGCAGGGUUGGUAGUGUUAAGAUUGCUCGUCUGCCCAGAAUGAAGCUGAGCACGAGGAUUAACAAGGUCGCACAGCUCUGGUUGGAUCUGGUGCGGGAGGCAAUUGAUCGUCGCGAGAGGUAUCUGCUGGAGGAUGACAGCUCCAAUACCAUGUUUGUGUUCUCCGCACAAGGUGUCAGCGUUGACAACUCGGUGGCAGACAACCCCAAGAUGCAGCAUGCAUCUGGAUCCAGCCGCCGGGUUUCAAGGCAUCGGAAGCAAGCAAAGCACAGGACUCUUGUGCGGGAGCAGAGAGGCAAGAAAUGUAUCAGCAGCAUGAUGAUCACAGCGCGAGCGUCAACACUGAGCAACAUGAGCUUCCAAGUCCAACACGGAGGGAUUGGGAAGACCACUCUUGCUAAGCAAUUAUACCAAGAACUCGGAGGACAAUUCAUGUGCCGGGCUUUUGUGCGUGUUUCGCAGAAGCCUAACAUCAGGAAGGUCCUGUGGGACGUGCUUACUCAAAUUCAGAGGCAUCGACGACUGACUCGUGCAUGCAGUGUGCAAAGCCUCAUUGACGACAUCCAUGGGUAUCUAAAAGAUAAGAGGUACUUCAUUGUGAUUGAUGAUUUAUGGCAAACAACCGUAUGGGAUAUUGUUGUUAGUGCUUUCCCUCAAUCUAAUAACUGCAGUAGGAUUCUUAUAACAACGGAAAUGGAGGAUGUAGCUCUAGAGUGUAGUGGUUAUCUGUCUGAUUGUCUUUUAAAGAUGAAGCCUCUUGGUGAUGUUGACUCUACAAAGUUAUUCAUGAACAUAGUAUUUGGCUCUGAACUCCAAAAAAGUGACAAAGUCUUGGACGAAGUAUCAUUUGAAAUUACAAGGAGAAGUGGUGGUUUAGCACUUGCAACAACAUGUGUAGCUGGUGUGGCAAGAGCUUCGUCAAUCCAACAGACCCAACUGGGGACUUGGUCGAACAACAACAACAACAAAGCCUUUAAGUCCGAUAUAAAGAAUUUCUUAUCCACCACGUUGACAAGUUCUGGAACUAAAGAGAUGAUGAAUGAAAUCCUACACUUUUGCUACGAUAGUCUUCCUCAACAUUUGAGGACAUGCCUGUUAUAUCUUAGUAUGUAUCCAGAGGGUUACAUAAUCUCAAAGGCUGCUUUGAUUAGGCGAUGGAUAGCUGAAGGUUUUAUCUGCGCAGCUUCAGAAGAAGACACAGAAGAAAUUGCAGACAGCUAUUUCAAUGAUCUGAUCAGCCACAGACUGAUACUUCCUAAUCGUGUCAAGCAUAUUGAUGGGGUCAUAUCCUGUACAGUGCACCACAUGGUACUUGAUAUGAUUAAGUGCAAGUCCAAAGAAACGAACUUUACCACAGUGACAGAUUAUCCUCAUAUCACAGCAGGGCUUUCUAUCAAGCUUAUCCGGGUUCUAGUCCUUGAAAUUUGGGGUGAACACAAUGGAUGCACUAGUCUAGACUUCACAAGACUAUGUACAUUGCUUCACCUGAGAUAUGUGAACAUCACCAGUGAUAUAAUGGUACAACUUCCUGAUAAGAUGGUAGGGCUACAGAACUUGGAAACGUUCCAAGUAGAUGCAAGAGUAUCUUCAGUUCCGCUGGACAUUAUUGAUCUCCCGAGGUUGUCCCAUCUCCGAAUCAAAGAUGAGAUCGAACUCCCCGAUGGGGUUGGCAGCAUCAGGUCUCUCCACACGCUGCAGUAUUUUGACCUUGCACAUAACUCUGAAGAUAACGUGCAGAGCCUUGGUGGGCUGUCUAACCUGCAGAAUCUUCACCUCACCUGUUCGAAAGCUGGAUCUGAGGAGCAUCUGAAGAGGAACCUGGACGCUCUGUCCACUUCUGUUGGGAAACUGGAUGAUCUCUGUUCACUCACCCUGGCUCCUGGAGCUUUGGGUGCUGCAAGAAUACCCUUGGAAGGAUCCAUCAUCGUCUCCUGUGUCCCUGAAUGCAUCAAGAGGCUCGAGAUGCCGCCACAGAUCUGCAUCUUCUCCAGACUCCCUGAGUGUAUGGGAAGGCUCCGCAAGCUCCGUGUUCUUAAAAUUUCUGUCAGGGAGUUGCUAAGAAAUGACAUCGAUCGUCUCAGUGAAUUACCUGCUCUGGUUGUUCUCACCCUUCACGUUCGAGUAGCCCGUGUGGGAGUGGUCGUCAUCCAGAGCGCAUCGUUCCCAGCUCUCAGGUACUUCAAAUACAGGUCCAGUGUGCUUAGCAUGGUGUUCCGGGCAGGAGCAAUGCCCAAUCUUGAUUGUCUCAAGCUAGGUUUCCAUGCCCAGAGAGAGAAGCAAUAUGGCCGGAUGCUUGGUGGAGUCGAGCAUCUUCGACAUCUCAAGGAGAUCACUGGAGAAAUCACCAUAGCCAACGGCGCUAGUGAAUCUGACAGGAGGGCUGCGGAGUCCGACUUCCACAACACCAUUGAAUUAUCUAGCCAGAAAUGGUAUGCCGUCAGUGGACAUCCAAGGUUUCCAAGCGUCCGUGUAAAAUUGGCAGACAGCUGGGUGGUGCCUGAGGAGGAAGGCUAUGAAGGUGGAGUCACCGGAAUGGCCACCACAGACAGGGACCUAGUUUGUGAAAAUUUGCCUUUUCCGCUUGAUGUGCUGCCUUUUGUGAUCUCCUUCACUAGCCCAGUGGACGCCUGCCGCUCCUCUGCUGUGUGCACGGCCUUCCAUGCAGUGGCGUCAAGUGAUCAAGUGUGGGACCGCUUCAUUCCAGCAGACUACAGAUCUAUGCUCUCUCGUGCAGUCGAUCCUGUCGACCUUGGGUUCGCAUCUACCAAGAAGGAGCUUUUCACGACCCUCGCCGAACAACACAUCUUCAUCGACGACGGAAACAAGAGUUUUUGGUUGGAUAGAACAACCGGCGCCAAGUCCUACAUGCUGGCAUCAAAAUUAUUGGCCAUUACAUGGGGAGGUACGCCCCAGUACUGGAGGAGGACUGCCUCUCGUGAUUCCAGGUUUGAAGAAGUAGCUGAGCUCAUAGAUGUCUGUUGGUUAGACAUAAUUGCUACCAUUGACUGCAGAGAGCUGUCACUCAACACAACAUACACAGCGUAUCUGGUCUUCGGCCUAAACGACAGAUCCUUCGGCUUGGACUCCGAGACACAGGAGGCAUGUAUUACUAUUGCUGGUGAAGUAUCCACGAGGCACACCAUCUCUUUGCAUGCUCGUGCAAGGUCGCAGAGAAGAUUGGGAUCAAGCUCCCGCUACUGGCUGCAGCAUCAUCAAUGGGAAAAUGAAGAGGACAGCAAGAAUGAGGACAAUGAGGAAUUGGAGGAGGAAGAAGACGACCAUUUAUGGGUGGAGGACAAAGAGGAUGACAAGAAUGAGGACAGUGAGGAAGAGGACGACAGCGAUACAGAUGUGGAGGAGGAUGAGAAUGAGGACGAUGGUGAGAAAGACGAGGAGGAGGAAGAAGACGACGAUGAUGAUAUGGAGGUGGAGGAGGUCAAGGACAUUGACAAUGAGGAGAAUGAGACUGAAGAGGAAGAAAAAUACAAUAUAGAGUUAGAGGAGACGGGUGAUGCGGAGGAGGAGGAGAGCGACGAUGAGUUGGAAGAACAGGAAAAUGACUUCCAGCAUUUUGACCUUCCAAUCAAUACUGCUCAUCGCAUGCAAAGAACGCCACCUGACAUUGGUGGCAGCAGUGAUCUAUCGGAUUCACUUGAAGAUGAGCAAGAGGAGGAUGCUGUGCGGUACCCAAGAGCAAGGGGAGAUGGCUGGAUGGAGGUGACACUGGGCGAUUUCUACAAUGGAAAUUUAGAUGAUGGAACCAUCGAAAUCCGUUUGAUGGAGCACAGAAGCCUGAAUUGGAAGUCAGGGCUCAUCGUAGAGGGUGUUGAAAUUAGACCAAAACUUGAAUGUGACAAACAGGCAGCAACCUCUUAG